AUGGCGAUGCCGGUUCGCAAGUUUCAACGGGCAAAAUUGCCCAUAUCUGGCGGUCGGGCGGCCUGGCAGCGAAAGGAUGCAGAUCAGCUAUGCACGAAUCGCGGGUGUUGUGGCGCGGGCGCACGGACGCGACUCACGCAGGCUGCGCGCACGCAGCUCGAGUCUGCGCUGUGGAGCGAACUCAGCAAAUUAGCUGACACACUCACAAACAGAGCUAUCAAAUUUGAUGAAUUCUUCAGGCGGUUGUUGAAGCAAUCACGAGAGGAGUUCCACAUGAUGUUCAAGAGAACGUACGGCAUGAUCUACGAACAACACUCGUAUGUCUUCGAACAACUUUUUGAACAACUUGAAAGGUACUACACGCGAGGUGAUACCAACUUCGAUGUGAUGAUGGACGGGUUCUUCAGCAUACUCUACAACAAGAUGUUCACCGUUCUCAACUCACAAUACGAAUUUGACGAGAAGUAUUUGAAAUGCGUGAACGAACAUAUGCGAGACAUCCAGCCAUUCGAGGAUGUGCCCAAGAAGCUGUCGGUCCAGUUGCGCCGAGCUGUGGUGGCCACGCGCACCUUCCACAAAGCGUUGAGAGCCGGCGCUGAUGUUGUCAGGAGUAUGAUGCAGGUGCCAGUAACAUCGGAGUGCGUGACGUCGUGGGCCCGGCUCCGGUACUGCGGCGGGUGCGCCGGGUACCAGCAGCCCGCCUGCACGCGCUACUGCCACAACGUCAUCCGCGGCUGUCUGCCUGCACACGCCGACCUCGGGGACCAGUGGGAUGCCUAUGUCGACGCCGUAGAUAAAGUGGCCGACCGUUUGCUUGGCCCAUUCAACAUAGCUAUGGUGGUCGAGCCUAUAGACAUUAAAAUAUCCGAAGCGAUCAUGAGCUUCCAAGAGCACAACAGGGAGAUAUCGCAGAAGAUAUUCACGGGGUGUGGGAAACCUGUUCUGGGAGGUGGUGGUGGUGCCGGACCGUUCUUUGCACCAGGGAAAUCAAAGCGCUCCGUACGAGCCAUCCCAGACUUCGAUUGGCCACAAAGAGUAGAUGACGUUGACGACUUUGAAAUCGAAGCUUCCUUCGAGAGCAUCGUAAACGAGGAUCCCUCGUUAGCAAGUUUACGGACUCCGGAAGGCAUUCGAAAGGCGACGGAGGAGAUGGCGGAACAGGCCAAGUCUAGAGAAAGGUUCUUACAAUACAUGAGAGGGAAUAUUGACCUUGAGGAGUAUGAGGAACAUGAGAGGAAGCGUCGGGACGCCGACCCAGAGCCCGCCGCCGCUGGAAACAUGGAUAUCGACUUCAAGUCGUAUGAUUUCGAUGAGAAGAAGGGACCUAAGAAGAAGAAGCCUUCGGCUAAAAGCGAAGAGAAUCGUGGAUCAGAUUGGGGUGCGCCAGCACUAGAAAAACUUGUCCGCGAAACUCGAGGACGCAUGCGCAACACCAGACGAUACUGGAAUCAUCUACCGGCACUGCUCUGCACCUCCACCAGUGUUACCAGCUCACCAUGCUUCAAUGGAACCGAUGUUGCCAGCUACACCCUAAACGCAGCCAGUGAAGGUACAGCAGGUUUAGCUAGCAACCCUGAAGUGCGUGGUGUUGCCAGCCCUAUUGCGGUCGCCAGUGUUGCCACACAAGGAGAUUCUCUACGUACUUUAACCGCCAGGCUUAAAGAUGCUUACAAUGGCGUCGAAGUUCAGUGGCUCGAUACCGAUAGCAAGGACUUGCAAGUAGCCAAUUCGUUCGGUCGGGAGAUCUUGGAAGACGUGGAGUCGGGCUCCGGGUCCGGGGACUGGGGUACUAGCGACGGACUGCCUGAUGAUGACGAGGACAGACUCAAUGGAUACGACACUGGCUCAGGCGAAAGUCCAACAGACGCGGAUGACGAUCAAACAGAACGGGAGCCCGAAGUAAUGUCACCGCAACCACGGCCCGUGACGGAGGCGCCCAUCAUACCGAGCAUCAUAGACUCGCCCGCCACCAACAACGUCAACGUACGCGGCCGCGUCGGACCCGACACCGACAUGGGUAUAGUGAUACCACCUCGACCCGACACACCCGACACUGCCGACACAUCCGACACGUCCGACAGAGACAGCGACGUGCCGCGGGCCCCUCCACAAGACAUACCAACCCGCGAGCAACCCGUGGCCGGGGCCGCGGACAGCCCCGCCCUCCAGAGAGCACUCUUCACGUACGCACUGCCCGUCGUCUGCGCUUGGUUCGGCACCAUAGUCACCGACCUCUUCUAAACACGGCAAACAGAGACUGCGUUAUCAAUUUGUAUAGAAAUCGUUUGGUUUGUAUAUAGCCUAGUCAGUGAGCGACCCGGGGGAGUUAUGGCGCAUCGCGCUACUGUGAUAUUGUGGACAGGCAACUUACGGAACGUUACAACACGACGGACAAUGAAUGACAU
This is a messenger RNA of Spodoptera exigua (beet armyworm), 2405 nucleotides long. Lineage: Eukaryota; Metazoa; Arthropoda; Insecta; Lepidoptera; Noctuidae. The record is from the annotation of a GenBank genome assembly.